Mixia osmundae IAM 14324 is the source of this 1457-nucleotide messenger RNA. RefSeq lists its product as uncharacterized. The transcript has 5 exons. Lineage: Eukaryota; Fungi; Basidiomycota; Mixiomycetes; Mixiales; Mixiaceae. The coding region runs from base 489 to 1457 and encodes 322 amino acids. The record is from RefSeq and is a predicted model, not a curated record.
UCGCGCAUCGUCGAGAGCAAAGGUUGCGACAUUAUCGGUGGAUCACUCAGACCUACAUUCGAACUGAAGAAACAUUCGAAUCACUGCGAUUGGCGCGAUCCCUGGCAGAAAGGUUGAAAGAUAGCUAUCGUCUUUGACGAUGUCUCGAUGACUCGACGAUGUACCAAUGCUUUAGAUGGCAAUAGAGAUUGACAGGCCAAGCUAGCUUAUACCGCUACAGCCGCUUUUGGCGUGCACCAGUGCGCUGCAUUGAUGCUGUGGAGAGCAAGAUCUGGAUGUUCUCGACCACCAGGAGGCCGAGUAGUGCUCCGAAAGGGACCUGACCACGGCAGAGCUGCUUUGAUCUGGCUCAUGGUCCGAUAAGGCGCGGUUGCAUUUGGGAUUGAGGAAUUUGAAUCUGCCACGAUAUUCGAUAUAUUGAUGAUGCAUGUUCCCGUCAUCGCAGCUGGCCCAUCAAUUUUUCGACUCUCAUUCCAACCGGCGCAGCCAUGAUGUCCUUGAUCCUGCUCUUUGCCCUGCUCGGUAGCUUGAAGCGUACUUCUGCAGACCAUAGGCUCUCGAUUCUCGGUGAUUCUAUCAAAGAGUACUGUCUUGGCCUCGAGUGCGUUGCAAUUUGUCGCGGCAGCGGCGUGCUCGACGAACGAGCUUUUCAUUAUUCGGUCGUUGCAAACCUGCCACAAGUCUUAUGGAAGAUCAGAGUCUAUACUGACGAGCUGGAGAAGAGCUACUGCCACACAUUCAAGGGUCAGUCGUAUGCACCGAGCUGCCACUUUUUCACGCCCACGAAGGCUUCAAUAGACUCCGAACAGUGGCUGCAGGCUGAGUCGUAUCGUGGUCUGAAUAUUGCCGAUGUCGCUAUGGAGGGAGAUCCGACGGGAUACGCUGCUCAGCUCAUCAGGACCUGCUGUGCCGCCAUCUGGGAAGCAUCUUAUUAUCUGAACUAUCGCAAACGUCAGUCUUCGCUACCUCAAGUCUUCUGGAAAACCCGUGUCUUUGCGCGCAAUCUGGAAACACCGUACUGCUACACACUCGACGGCCAGCCGUGGCCACCAACCUUCAAUAUCGGACCGCCAGCGAAAAAGUCCAUAGAUCCUAAUCAGUGGAUCCAAGUCGGUUGUCUGCGCGCCAUGAACACCAUUGAGAUCGGCGUGACCGACGACGAAACGGGGAUAGCGAAAGAACUGAUUUUCAAUUGCUGCACUCCCAUAUGGCGAGGAACCUACUAUGCCAAUUAUGCAAAACGCGAUAUAGGAGUCGGCGACCCGACCGUACAGCUAGCAUGCGGACCAUCACAGUACAGGGAGCCGGGACACCGUGAGACUUGCGGUCGCAUCUUCCCGGAGUUCAGAGAGAGCACGCCAUGUUUGAUGACGACACAUUGUUAUCCGACCUACGAGUCAGCUGGGGAGGGAGGAUGCGUCAAGAGACUCAGACCGAAGCCUUUCAACCCGAUGUGA